AUCCCAAAAGUGACAUCCACAUAGCGAUCGGGGAGAAAGCGGUCGGAGCCUGUGGCCACAGUCUCCAUCCACGGCCACACUUUUAUCCUCUUGUUUUUCGUUUUUUUCCCGCACUGUGCAAUACGCCGGGAAAGCGAUCUUGCUCCGGAGAUGAAGCCCUUUGGCACGUUACCCAACAUCAUAUAGAAAUGCGCCUGUGAGAAAGCGGAGCCGAACACGUUUCCUGUGCUUGACAGCGUGACGAAAAAAUAUCAACAGAAAACCCCGCGUCUCAGACAGCGACCGUCGGUCAUUUUCAAAAGGAUUUCUUCACUUUUCCGUUUUUCACGGCGACAUGUGCGACUUGAUGCCGGCCUCGCAACCCACGGAAAAAAUCGGUAAAAUGAAAAAGUUGCGGAGAACUUUGUCGGAGAGUUUCAGCCGCAUCGCCUUCAAGAAAGAGGACAGUGGCUUCGACGAGAUAUGCGUCACCAAGAUGUCAGCGCGUGGCUGCCAGGGAACGGACUCGGCGGGUGUCAGGCCGCUGGACCCCAUCCCUGAGGACCGGAAGGCGCGGGUGCAGCGCACACAGAGCGGCCUGGAUGCCUUCGAGAAGCCCGCCAGCCAGGUGAAGCGCGUUCAUUCUGAGAACAACGCCUGCAUCAGCGCCACCAAGAGCGCCACCCUGGGGAAGGAAUCCCCCAAAGUCCGCAGGCACUCCAGCCCCAGCUCGCCCACGAGUCCUAAGUUUGGGAAGGCCGACUCCUACGAGAAGCUUGAGAAGUUGGGAGAAGGUUCAUAUGCCACGGUUUACAAAGGGAAGAGCAAGGUGAAUGGCAAGCUGGUCGCUCUCAAAGUCAUACGGCUGCAGGAAGAGGAAGGGGCACCGUUCACUGCCAUCAGGGAAGCGUCCCUCCUGAAGGGCUUGAAGCACGCAAACAUCGUACUGCUGCAUGACAUCAUCCACACCAAGGAGACUCUGACGCUGGUCUUCGAGUAUGUGCACACCGACCUGUGCCAGUACAUGGACAAGCACCCAGGGGGUCUCCAUCCAGACAACGUGAAGCUCUUCCUGUUUCAGCUGCUGCGCGGCCUGUCCUACAUCCACCAGCGAUACAUCCUGCACCGAGACCUGAAGCCCCAGAACCUGCUCAUCAGCGACACCGGCGAGCUGAAGCUGGCUGAUUUCGGUCUGGCGAGGGCCAAGUCGGUACCCAGCCACACCUAUUCCAAUGAAGUGGUGACGCUCUGGUACCGGCCCCCCGACGUACUGCUGGGCUCUACCGACUACUCCACCUGCCUGGACAUGUGGGGCGUGGGAUGCAUUUUCGUGGAAAUGAUGCAAGGCGUCGCUGCCUUUCCGGGGAUGAAGGACAUCCAGGAUCAGCUCGAGAGAAUAUUUGUGGUACUCGGCACCCCGACCGAGGAAACGUGGCCUGGCGUCCACUCCCUGCCUCACUUCAAACCCGACCGAUUUUCCAUGUACAGUCCGAAGAAACUUCGGCAAGCGUGGAACAAGCUGGCCCAGGUAGACCACGCAGAGGAGCUGGCUUCCGGAUUCCUCCAGUGCUUCCCAAAGAACCGCCUGUCAGCCCAGGUCGCCCUCGGCCAUCCGUACUUCAGCGACCUGGCCGCCCAGCUCUGGGAGCUGCCCGACAUGUCUUCUAUCUUCACUGUAGCAAGCAUCCGGCUGCAGCCGGAACAGGAGGAUGUGAGUGGCGGACGGGGCAAAGCGACGUCCAAUGGCAAGCACUGACACGCAGCACAGCAUGCCAGAUGUCAGCGCUGAGCAGCAGGUCGAUGGAGGUCACACCCCGGCCAGGUAACAGCGCCAGAUUCAUUCAGGUGCCCGUUUGCUUUGAGGAACACGGCUGGCGGGAGGACACGCUUCGACCCCUGACGACCUGACGGGCGCAUGCGUUUGAGCGUGCUUUCCUAGUUAAUCAUUAGAACUAUGUCUCCUUACAUUUAAGUGAAUGUUCAUCUGUGUUCAUCUGUCCAUUCAGACUCAGUUCGGCCUGGAAGGAUGUUGAUGUGUUAAUAUGUAAGAUCAUUCGCAGACACACUCAUGCAUGGACGGACACGCUACUCCCAUCUCUUUCCGCUUUCAUUUUUGUCUUUAAGGUGAAGUUCUUAUUUUGUUUCCGCGGUAAAUCCUAAAUCAGUGAGGCUGUGAUUUGUGAUGUUUUUUUUCCCCCUUGUGGUUUAGCAUUCAGUAGGUAAACAUUUCCAGACAAUGCUAACAUAUAACUUCUUUUGUAUUGGGAGUCCGCUGGAGGGAUUGCACCUGGGUAUUUGGACGAGAAAGCCCCCCCCGUCCCCUGCCCCCCACACCGUAAGACAUCAGAAGCAGGAAAUGGGGGCGAUGGUGGUCGUGGAGGGUAAAUAGCUGAAGGGAAAAAUCUAGGAACCGGUGGAUUUUUAAUGUUCUCGUCUUAGAAUGUUGCCAGGGACCGUCUGAAAAGUUUCCUACAAGAUCUUUGUUUGAAAUUUCAGCAGUAAUAAUAUGGUAACAAUAAAUAAUCGUGCACUUCGCACAAUACGUCAUGCAGAUACGCUUGUCCAGGGCUGUUGCCGGCCGUGACCUGCGACUGCAGGGAAACAAGGAUACUUGCAAUAUAUUCUUAGUGACAUUACGCACUCGCACUUGACAUGCUCUCGCUGUGUGUAUACGUGAAACUACCAUGGGCAAUAGACACGCAGUGGUGCUACUGCGUACAGGGUACAGUACAGGGAGCAUCUAGCCGCAGUGACCUGCUACGUUUUCAGUUUGCCUGUUAUUAAGCAAAUCCCAUUCAACCUUCAAAGGAGAUGGGACAGUGAUCUUUGGAGUUUUAACCUGCAGGGGACCGAUUCUAAAGAACAUAACAAACUAAUCAACAGGCUUAACUUGUCCCCCGGUGUUUCUUCCACCUUAAUCGAUCCAGGGAGGUCAGGUCAGGGCAAAAUUUCAUUAGCAAUGACCACAAAAGUGUAUUGGAUUCAGUUAGUCUUCCACAUCAGGGUUCAUAGCCACAACAGAAACUCUACAUAUUUUAUUGGCUGAGGAGGUGGGCGGGAUCAAGGGACUUGGGUGGUCUUCCUUUGGCUCCUCCCACACACCUUUGCCUCAAAGUUUUUACCAAGAUCUCUGCCUCUGUACCUUGCCUCCGCCACACUGAAGCAGCGGUUCAUGGUCUAAUAGUGCUGAACGUGAUUUUGGGAUGAGGCCUUAGACUCUGAACAUCAGUCUUCAGUGCUGUCGAUGAUUAUGGUGACGGUGACAUCGCGGGCAGUGCUGACACUGAUGUGAGAACCUUCUUAACUAUUUACCCCAGAAGAAAAAAGUUCAGAACUGAAAAGGUUUACAGAUGCACUACCCAUUAAGACAACAAAGUUGUACUUAAACUGAUUUUCUGUAGUAAAUGUGAGAACAGGUAGAUAACCAACCUCGAUGUUCUCCAUUUCACUGACACACCGACUCUCUCCCUGUGGUGGACUGCGUUGCUGUAAGACAGAAUUAUUCAAAGCCAUUUGUAACUGAUGGAAACCUUUAUCAAGCGAUAAUAAUAUCUUGACUGUGUCAAAGGGCACGUUGUUUAAUAACGUAUAUGACUCUGCACUGUUAAUGAGGAGUACGGGAGAAAUGGAUUGUUAUGGAAACAUGGUAUCUCUGUGUCACUGCUCACAUCAGCGGGCACUGAGGAACACACGGGACCUGCACGCAUGGACCGGUAGGCUUUAGGGUCAGAUUGCAGACACCACCUUCAGUCUGCCGCUGACUUGGCUGUCCUUCAGGACUUUUCUGAGUGCCAACUUUGUCUUUGCGUGGCUUUUAAUGACAGAUGACCUCAUUCGCUGAUGGGCUGCGCUGAUGUCAUCAGCCAUCUAACCAUUGCCUCCAAAACCAUACAGAGUUCGCAGAGAAAUGCGUAAAGGAGGAUAAUAUCAAAGGCCGUUAUAUACCAGUAGUUAAUGUUGCCUUGAGGCUGUUGCUAGGAUUAGCUCUGAGCAUCAACCCUGACGAACAGAGAUGAAACGAGAAAAGUCAGUCGGCACGUUUAUCUACCACGCGGAGUCUUCUGCUAACGAGCGCACUUGAAUACGCUUCUUUCCCCAAUAUUACAGCUAAACGAAGAAUCACUUUGCAUGGAGCCUGCGUCGUCCAGUAACCGCAUUAACACAUUCGCUGCAGUCGUGCAGGACGUGGUGUGGUAGUGUAGCCGCAACUGGAAGUCCUCAUUUGCAGCUGAUAGAAAACACUUGAAGUAACUUUGGCGCAUUUCGGUGUAGUUCUCAUAGCGGUGUGUACAUAACAAAAUGAGGCCCAGUGGCCUCAUAUAUCAGGACGCGCUCAUCACACUUCGGAAUGACUUCCAGACAGUAUUAACAACUGAAUCAUUCAAGUACUUUAAGCAUGCAAGUAUGUCGUAUGGCAAUCUUAUGUCUUAUCUGUAGUCCUUUACUGUCCUCUUGUGAGCAGCAAAGCACCAUGGUCUACCAGAGGACUCGAGUGCUUCCAAAUACGUUUCCCUCAACAAGGGAUUCAGGCAUUGAGGUAAUAGAAGUCCAGCUGACCAAAUGGGUUGCGGAGUUCAUUUGUGAGCUAAAUGGCUUGCUUUAUAGUAGGCAUCUGCUAAGCGUUUUUUUUUUUUUUUAAACUAUGAAUAAUAAAGGAAUAACUGAAAAUGUGGGAGACUUGCAAUAUAAUUGCACAUCUGAUAACAGCACUGUGACAGUUGAACAGGCAGUUUCAGUGUCGGCCAUCAGCUCUCGCUUUGCCUCUCUUUCCUGUUGUUAUAUAUUUAUAAAUAGGUAUACUGUAUAAAAUGAAGAGCGAGCAGUGGCACACAGUGCAGAAUCGGUACUUAUGAUCAUCUGUGAAUAUUUAAUCAUUUUGUUUAACUUUGUUAUAAACUGUCUCAGUUGUAUAUACUGGGGAUGAUGUACCCCUGUGGACAAUGUAACAGUAGUGAUACUUCAAAGUUAAAAAUGUAUAUCUUUUCAGGUCACGAAUGUUCCUUCCAAUCUAUCAACCACAGGAUUCGUAUAUAUAUAUAUAUAUAUAUAUAUAAAAAUAUAAAUAUAUAUAUAAUUUUUUGAAUGCCAAGUCAGGCUUCGAUUACAUAUUCUCCUUUUCCAUAUGAUGCACUGAAAAACACGUUGACAAGGGGUUUGGAACAUAGAAAUGUUAUCAGUCACUUUUUAAAUGCUAAAAACGUAGUCGGUUAGCUGAGCAGUGAUUAUAUUAUUUGUAACAAGCUCUAUGUAAUAAUGUUAUUAUGGAAGAUGUAAUGUCCUUCUGUAAAUGUUGUUCAUUGACGUUUUACCUGAAAUAAAGUUUAUUGAUACUUAAA
Molecule: messenger RNA, 5315 nt
Organism: Paramormyrops kingsleyae
Lineage: Eukaryota; Metazoa; Chordata; Actinopteri; Osteoglossiformes; Mormyridae
Product: cyclin-dependent kinase 14-like
Biological process (GO): protein phosphorylation
Cellular component (GO): cytosol; nucleus; cytoplasm
Molecular function (GO): cyclin binding; ATP binding; cyclin-dependent protein serine/threonine kinase activity
Source: RefSeq, a predicted model, not a curated record